CGCAAGAACAGCAGCCAUUUGAGAUUCGACGCCACUCCUUUUUCACCAAAUUCCACCGCACGCUCUGUCCCACCCACCGAUUCAUUUCCAGACAAUUGCUUGGCGUUUUCGGUUAUUACCGGAAGAAUCAGUUGAACAAAUUGCCGCGGCGGCCGCACAAUCGGCGGCGUUUUCGGUCGGAGGAAGUUUUGGUUGAAGAAAUCACGUAAUUUAGGGCUUUUUUAGAGGAAAAGAGGUUUGGUGUUCAUCUGAGCAUUUCAGCAAUGGUGGUUUGCUGGAAGAGUUCGAUUAAGCCGAGGCCUGGAUCGGUGGCGGUUCAUCUAAAUGUGUACGAUCUCUCCUCCGUCAAUGGCUACGCUUACUGGCUUGGACUCGGCGUCUUCCACUCCGGCGUUCGUGUUCAUGGAGUGGAGUAUGCGUACGGAGCUCAUGAGUUUCCAUCGACAGGGAUAUUCGAGGCGGCAGAGGCGAAGCAGUGCGAAGGAAUCACGUUGAGGAAAUCGAUAUUGGUGGGAUGGACGAGCAUGAGCCGUGGAGAGGUGAAGGAAUUGAUGGAGGAGCUUGCGGAUAAAUACAGGGGAGAUGCGUACAAUCUCAUCGCCAACAACUGCAACCAUUUCUGCAACGACGCCUGCGUACGUCUCACCGGUAACGCCAUUCCCCGAUGGGUCAAUCGUCUCGCCAGGAUCGGUUUACUAUGCAAAUGUGUCGUCCCAUUGAAUUCGACUAAAGUUGGGAGCAGCAGCAGGAUCGGGGAGAAGGACUGCCAAGUGGAGAAGAAGAAGCUGACAACGGCGAAACAUUCGAGCAGGUUCUUUAAUUCGACUUCUUGUUCUUCGUCUUCUUCUUUGUCGUUGUCUCCUCCCCUCGUCGUCGCGGCAAAGGUAUGAAGGCCAAAAAUUUUGAUUUCACUACAAAAAAUGAAAAAUAAAAGAAAAUGGAAAAGGGAUUGAUUCUUUUGGUUAGAAUGUUAUUUGUUUUUUUUGGUUUGCUUUUGUGUUCAUAUUUUUUUUUCUUCUUCAAAUGUUGUAAUAAAAAGGAGUCUCUUUUGAAGGCACAUCUUAAAGGUAUUUGGUGCCUAAAGGGUCUUGGAUUUUAAUUUUAAUUUUUAUUUUUUAAGAGAAAUUGUUUGUGGUCUUAGAUUUUAUUUUUGUAUCAAACAAUAUUGUACAUUAUAAUGUGAAGAAAGUUCAGAUGUAAUAUUUAUUUAUUUAU
Molecule: messenger RNA, 1215 nt
Organism: Andrographis paniculata
Lineage: Eukaryota; Viridiplantae; Streptophyta; Magnoliopsida; Lamiales; Acanthaceae
Product: deSI-like protein At4g17486
Exons: 3
Coding region: 264-890 (208 amino acids)
Biological process (GO): protein deubiquitination
Molecular function (GO): deubiquitinase activity
Source: RefSeq, a predicted model, not a curated record